This is a messenger RNA of Phacochoerus africanus (Common warthog), 4208 nucleotides long. RefSeq names its product KIAA2012 ortholog. The transcript is spliced from 23 exons. The record is from RefSeq and is a predicted model, not a curated record. The coding region runs from base 381 to 3887 and encodes 1168 amino acids. NCBI's taxonomy places the organism in Eukaryota, Metazoa, Chordata, Mammalia, Artiodactyla, Suidae.
CGCUCACAAUGAGACGGAUGGUGCUGGGGCCCAGACCUGCCGAUGCACACGGCCGGUAACAGGGCAACAGGACCAGGGGACAACGAGGGUGCAGGCAAAGGGGAGAGAGAGGUUGCCCAGAGCGUGGACAAUCCAGGGCUUGAGGAGUCUGGGUUUGUGGUUUAUUUUCUCUCCUGACAAAGACACACACUGUCUAAACUGUGGGGCUGGUUGUUAUUAAGAAGCUGCUGUACGAGGGGAAAAUGUGUUUAAUAAAAGGCCCAGUGUUUGUGGGCUUCUUGGGCUCCCUGCUGAGCUCAGGAAAUCUUGAGGUGUGACCCGUUUUCAGUCUUCAAAACCAAGAUGAACUGCCCUUGAAGGAGGGUGGUCAGAAGCAAAACAUGUUCACCCUCUCUCUCCUGAGCCGGGGACACGGGAAGUUGGUCCAGAACAAACAGAAGUUAGAAGUCUAUUUUGAACCCGAGGAUUACCUGAACUGGAAGUCCCCAGAAGAUUACAUCCUGGUCAGCAAACCACAGGAUGAGGGCAAAGCUGACCAGCACAUGUGGAGCCUCUUUCUUCCUAAAACAUUCAGCACUAGAAAGGGUGCCCUGAUCCUCUACUCAGAAGGUUUAGCCAUAUCAGCAUGGACCCCCGAUGAGAGGAGAAAAGGCCCCUACCACUCCAAAGGCCACAGGAAGAAGCUGGAUCUUGAACUGCACACCCUUCAGGACCUCACAGAAGCCAUCCUGGCAUAUGGAAGGAGACAGAGAGAGCAGGACAGAGCCUGGCAGCCAUACCUCCACUUCCGAAGCCAACCAGAGAGCCAGGGCCUCCGGCAGAUCCAGCCUGGGUAUUCAGCCAAGAGAUACCUCCGUGGCCUCUUGAGGGCAUGGCCCCCUGACACCAUGUACAGGCUCCAAUGUGCAGGAUGCAUCAAGGAUUCUGUGCUGCUCCAGGACAGUCAACUUAAUGUAUCAAAGAAUCCCAGACCACAACAGGAUCUUUCAGGUGUACCCCCAAAAUACCACCUCCUGCCUGUCUUCCCUCCAUUUUGGAUUCAACAAGGAAAGUCUUUUGAACAAGGUCAGCAUGGCCUGGAUGAAGGGGAAGCUGGGGCUGGUGGACACAUGGACCAGGGCUCGGUAGCCAAGAACCAUGGCAGCCAUGGAACCCGCUUGCCACCACUCGGGAAACAGCCCUGGCAGGAAGAUGAAACCCAGGCAGAGGACACGUCAACAAAGAAUCGUCGUCAUUGUAUCCACGCUUCAAAGGAAAGCCACCAUGAAAAAACACAGCAAACCUCCAGGAGGGCCCCUGGGCAUGCCCGCCUUGAUCAUUCUUGGCUCCUGAGUGACAAAUCCCACACUACAUUCUAUGGAGGUGCCUUCCCCAAUAGGAAGGCAGAUCUCAACGACAAAGAAGGGAAUAUGAAACUCCACCAGGACAGAAGCAGCCACUUGUUCCAGGGGCCCCCUGCAGAAAGAUGUCUUUUCCCUCCUGUAGCAUCUGCCACUGGCUCAGAAAAAAACACACCUGGGGAAGCGAAGAAGAAGGCUCCAAAAGCUUUGAAAUUACCUCCUAUCUCAGAAGAACCGCCCAGAGUCCUGGACCCCCUGGGGAGUCAACUUAAAGCCAAUGAGCCCCCAGCAGAGCUCUUCAUCUUCCCCGUGGAGAUUCAUUUCCACACCCAACAUCCCCCAAAGGGAAAAGCAGGAAGAAGAGGUGCUCCGCACUCUGAGUCAACACUAGAAACAGAAGAAGAAUCCAAGCCUUUAUGGAGGCCUCCCCCGAAGCAGAUGUUCCUGAAAAAGCCAAGGGAGUUAACAGUGCAUCUUCCAGGGGACACAGGCAGGGACACACUCUCACCUCAAGACGAUGAUGCCCGACCCGAGAAUGGGACCCCACCACCGUCCCUGGUUAAAGGAAGAAAAAGUCCAGAGAGCCAGAGGAGCCUGGACAGCCCCAGGACAUCAGGCCACAGCUGCCUCACAGCGCCCCCAGUUGUGAGACAGGCCGGGGCGGCACUCCCAGCAGAGAGACAAGAAAAUUCCGGACACUUCUUGCCGGGCCCAGAUGGAGAAAGCAUCUACCUGUCCCCCCAAGGGCCUUCCCAAACUGAGCAGCUUCUGUUGGGUGAAGCCUAUGAGUCUGUCCAUUCAAACACCAGCCAUGGAGAGGAAGAGUCUAGUAUUCAACAUCUUCUCAAAGCAAACAAUGAAACUGGACCUGAUCUUCACAUGAAUCUUAAUGAAACCUCACCUUUGAGCCAAAAACCAGAGAAGCAGGGAGCCCAGCAGUCCUUGGAGGCAGCAGCUCAGAAGACAGGAGAGCCUCAAAGUUGUAUAAAUAAAGGGCUGAUAUGUUCAAACAGAAGAGGAUUUUACACACGCAAGCUGCACAUCGACGUGACGCCGUUCCUGAAGGGAAGUGAAGAUGAACUGGACUGCCACGAAGAACAAGGAGGACCCCACCACGAAAAUCAUCCAGAUGCUCAAGACCCAGAGCUCAGGAGUAUGACCCUUGACUGUCUUAGUGCUUCCCUGGCUGAGGACAUCCCUACCCCUGAGGCAGACACUGUCCAAAAGGCGGGCAGAGAUGAUAAUGUGCAGUAUCUGCACCGAGAACUCUCAGGACAGGAGUCUGAGUCCCCAGAGAGGUUGGGCCCUGUACACACAUCUCUUCUGACAAAAGGAAAAGAAGAGAAGACUGAACCAAGACUGUUCAACCAGCAGAUGUCAGCCACCAUCACCCAUGAAAUGGAAUUGAUGGACAAAGCCAAGAGAAAGAAAAGGACCAAGACAGAUAAGUCCAAGGCACCCAUGGGGGAGAGAAAAGGAAAGCUCCGCAGGGAAGCAGAGGCUGCUGUGGGAAAGUCAAAGGAAUCAAAGGCUGAAAGGAAAUCAGAGCUUAUUCCUAAAGAAAAAAAACAAGGAGCCAAAAGGAAAAGGACACAGAAGGAAGCAGAACUUAACUCUAAGGAAAUGAAAGGCAGCUCAGAUGGAGGUUUCUCUCCUUCGGGCUCCACUGAAGAGGACCCUUGGCUUUCUUCCAAACUUGAUGCACCCGAGAGCCAAGUCUCUCUAGAUGGAAGGUCAUCGCCCACCAGAACUACAACCAUCACUGGAAACUUGGAAUCUGAAGAAAAGAAAAGCCAUGAGGACCCUCCCAAGGUCCUCCUCGCUAAGAGGGAGCAAGAGAAAGCUUCCCAGGACAGGCUGCGUGCAGAGAGGGCGGAGAUGAGACGGCUGCAGGUGGAGAGGAAGAGAAGGGAGCAGGAGGAGCAGAGGCGGCUCCAGCAGGAGCAGCUGGAGAGGGCCGAGAAGAUGAAGGAGGAGCUGGAGCUGGAGCAGCGGAACCGCGCCGAGGAGAUCCGCUUGAGGAAACAGAGACUCGAAGAAGAACGGCAGCAGCAGGAGGAGGAGGAGAGAAAGCAGUGGCUUCAGGUGCAGAUGGCCCAGGAGAGAGCUCGGCAGCAGCAGGAGGAGUUCCAGAGGAAACUGCAGGAACUGCAGAGAAAAAAGCAGCAGGAGGAAGCCCAGAGGGCUGAGGCAGAGAAGCAAAGGCAGAAGGAAUUGGAAAUGCUGUUAGCAGAAGAACAAAAGCGCCUGAUGGAAAUGGCUGAAGAAGACCGGCUGGAGUACCAGCGACGGAAACAGGAAGCAGAAGAGCAGGCUCGGUUGGAAGCAGAGGAGAGACGGCAAAAGGAAGAGGAAGCAGCAAGGCUGGCUCUGGAGGAAGCCAUGAAGCAAGCCCAGGAGCAAGCCAGGCAAAAAGCUGCUUUGAAGAAACAUCUUCAUUUCCAUCAAGAACUCCAUAAGGAAGCCAGCGGCCUACAGUGGACACAGAACAUUUCUAGACCAUGGGUCUACUCUUACUUCCAGUUCCUACAAAUACCCAGACCUUAAGACCAGAAGAAAACUAAAAGUUGGGAGGUGGUAACAGAAGAAGAAACUUCCUUCUAUAAUGAAGUUCCAUACCAAGCCCAGUUAGUUCCAUUUCAUCUGGCUCACCUCACCCCACAGCUAACUUCCCUCUGGCUCUUCCAUCCCCCUCACCCCUCCCCACCACACGAACAUUACUCAACCCAGUUAAACUCUUCACUCACCUAAAUCCGUUACGUUUCCUAGAACCACUUAAAAUCCAGAAGAUUUGGUGCCUAAAAUUGGCCAGUGACUUCGUAAUUUGGUUGAAUUUUAGUAAAUUUCAGUUUAAUUUCAGUUAAUAAG